Messenger RNA from Grus americana (Whooping crane), 2723 nucleotides. RefSeq names its product biogenesis of lysosomal organelles complex 1 subunit 6 (gene BLOC1S6). Gene Ontology annotation, biological process: intracellular transport. The record is from RefSeq and is a predicted model, not a curated record. The transcript is spliced from 6 exons. Bases 446 to 919 code for a protein of 157 amino acids. Lineage: Eukaryota; Metazoa; Chordata; Aves; Gruiformes; Gruidae. Gene Ontology annotation, cellular component: extrinsic component of membrane; BLOC-1 complex; transport vesicle.
AAAAGGUGCCAUCCUUGGCCCGUUCACCCACCUUGUAAUUCCCCCAGCAGGGUUAUCAGCACAGUUGUUUUGGGGCCAGAUGAUGAACUGCAUCCCUGAAUUGGGCCAGAAUUAAAAAAAUACAUAUUGGAGGGGGUUGGGAUAUAUUUGUACAUGUAACUGAGACUGGUUCUGAGAUCACAGCUUGCACAGACAUCCGUAUGAGAGCUGAGGGGGCAGUCAGUGUGGGAGUCAGAAUGAGCAGUCAAGGCUGGGAACCUUUUAAGCCAGCCUUGCUGCCUAGGGAAGCGCUCCCAGCUGUAUUCCAGUUCAGCCAUUCUUAAUGUUUUUGUUGUCCUCUCUGGGUGAUUUAACUCACUCUGUGUUUCACCACUUGUACCAGCACAAGUGAGCAAGGACACACAGGCCUGAAUGACUAGCCAGGAAGAAAAGCUGAAAGCAGUGAAUGAUCAGCCUGAUUGCUGGACAACAAAAUACAGGUCCUAGUGAUGCAUCUCCAGAUGAAGGAGUAGUAGAAGAUCUGCCGUUAAUAGAUGAGAGCGCUGUGGAGCAGCUAACUGAAGGAUUGAUUUCUCAUUAUUUGCCUGAUCUUCAGCGAUCAAAAUCAGCACUACAGGAACUUACACAGAACCAAGUGGUAUUACUGGAAACAUUAGAACAAGAAAUUUCAAAAUUCAGAGAGUGUAACUCCAUUCUUGAUAUCGAUGCUUUGUUUUCAGAAGCUAAACACUAUCACAGCAAGUUAGUGAAUAUUAGAAAUGAAAUGAUGAUGCUCCAUGAGAAGACAUCAAAGUUAAAAAAAAGAGCACUUAAGCUGCAACAAAAGAGGCAGAAAGAAGAACUAGAACGAGAACAGCAGCGUGAGAAGGAACUUGAAAGAGAGAAGCAGUUAACAGCAAAGCCUGCUAGGAGGACGUGAAAGCAGAGCAUGCAACAACUUGUCCGAAUUAAUCAUUUCUGCAUUCUCUGGAAUUAAAGCAGGCUUUGCUUCAACUGGGCUACAGCUGUUACUAGCAACAGUCUACUCUAUGAUAUUAUAAAUUCCAGAAUAGUAAUAAUAGGGUUGGUAACAUUGAAAUUUUUUUUCAUUUCAGCCAUUCAAGUUGCCUUCUUUUAUAAUGCUAUGCAGUUUGAUACUAUUAUAAUGUAAGUUAAUUUUUAUAUGUAUAUAGGAAAACUUAGGCAUCACAGUUUUAAAUACCUAUCCAUUUUUUUUUUUUUUUCAUCUGUUCUUCUGGUGUUUAGAAUUCUGAGAGAUACUUGGUGACUGGCAUACAUGUUUUUCAGGCAAAACACAGAAUACUAGUAAAAGUUCUGUUCUCAUCCCUGGACUUGGGUGGCUGCCUGUUUCACUGAAAUUGGUUCGAUUCAGGCAGUUGGGAUCACUUUUUGAUGCCAAUUCAUAAAUACUGACUUUUUGUGCAGCCUUAGUUUGAUGUGUCUCUGAUGAACUGAAGAAACUUCCGAUGCGUUUGCCUGAAAGCUCACUUUAUUGCAGCAGUCUUACUCGUUUUGUCAUGAAGUAACUUAAGAACAGCUUUAAAGUAACUUUUGAAUAAUUUCCCAGCUGAAUUGAUUGAGGCAGGGGGAAGCAGAACGCUAUAGAUUCUCAGAAUUGAUGUGUGCGCAAUACAAAGAUUAAUGAAUUUGUGCUCCCACAAACAUUUGAGUCAAACCAGGGAACUGUUGCCUCUCUAAUGGGUCAACAGGAAGACUGUGUGGUCUAAGCAGACUUCUAGGGGAUUAGAAGUUGUGAUUUCCUCAUUUUGUGUGACAAAAACUAAACAAUUUCAACCAAAACUAAACAAUUUCAACUUCACGUGAAAUUCAGUUACUUGUAGGAAAAACUAUUGCAUUUAUUUUUUUUUCCUUAACAAAUGAUUGAUUUGCACUUUGGGGCUAUGUAAGAGAAUUUUUGUUACCCUGUCCUCACCCAAAUUGAUGAUUAAUAGUGUAUACUGAUGAUAAAUGUGGAAUGGAGGUUGAUAUCCAUUUCUCUGAAUGUAAUUGCUUUCUUGCAGCACUUCGUGUGGACUUUGUAUUCAAAUGAAUGUACAUGUUGUCUAGACUGGUAAAAGAGCUUUAAAUUAUUUGUUCCUACAGUCUAACGAACUAGUUAUUUUAUAUCGGUAUUAUUUUCUAAGUAGUAAUGUAAGUGGCGAGUUUUGAAAUAAGAUGAAGGGUAAGCUAUAUAAAGUUUUCCAUAAAAUGUGUAUGGUAUAGUAUCAGAGGGGCACAGUCAAUUUUACUUUUUCGUCCCUUUUAGAUGAUUUACACAGGCUACACCUGCCUGGACUCUCCUGUAUUAUAAUCCUCUGAACUACUAAUUUCCUGUCUUAAUAUCUGUGAUCUUUUUCUGUGAAAGACAUACUCUAAUGAGUAAUCAUCCAAUGUAAAUUGGGAUAAUGUUUUGGGGCCAGGAGAACAAACUACUUAAAAGUAGUCUGGAGAGACACUGAAAUGCUGUUACUGAAGGAGUAACAGAUUAAAACUUUCUACAGGUAUUUUUCCUUUAAGUGACUUGUGCCUAUUAAUUGCCAGUGGAUUGUUGACCUGUGCUGUAGUUAGUAUGUAUUUCUAAGAGAAAUGUAAAGAAUUUCCACAGUCCAUUAUUGGAGCAGAAUGUACAUAAUGAAAUAUUGUUUAAAAAUUGUAUUUUGUAAAGUAAUUUCAACCAUAGAUUCUGGGAAUUUAAACAGUUCUUAUUAAAGUAUAACAUGAAA